AUGACUGUGACUGUGAAGAAUCCUUUCAAUGUGGUGAUCUUAUUCCAGUCGGUGACUCUACAGUGCAAUUACCAGACCUCUUCUUUGCAGCCUCCAAUCGUAACCUGGAAGUACAAAUCGUUCUGCAGGGAUCGCAUCGCUGAUGCUUUCAACCCCACCAGCCAGGACACCCAGAUCAAUAGUCAGCUGCAGGCUGCCAAUCCUGGGUACAAUCCAUACGUGGAGUGCCAGGACAGCAGCCGUACAAUCCGCAUUGUGGCCACCAAGCAAGGCAACACAGUCACUCUGGGUGACUUCUACCAGGGACGAAAAAUCACUAUUAAUAACAAUGCAGAUCUCUCAAUUGAUCAGACCGCAUGGGGAGACAGCGGAGUUUAUUAUUGCACCGUAUUCUCUGCUCAGGAUCUCUCGGGGAACAAUGAGGCUUACGCUGAACUGCUGGUACUGGGUAAAACCUCAGCGGUCUCUGAACUGUUACCAGACUUUCAGAUAGAUAACAUGGAAGAUUGGCUGUUUGUCGUGCUUAUUAUCCUUGCUGGCUUCUUCUUACUCCUGAUGAUUGGCAUCUGCUGGUGCCAGUGCUGCCCACACACCUGCUGCUGCUAUGUGCGCUGCCCCUGUUGCCCUGAGAAGUGCUGCUGCCCUCGAGCAUUGUAUGAGGCAGGAAAGGCAGCGACAGCCGGAGUGCCUAGUAUGUAUGCCCCCAGUGUGUAUGCGCCUUCAGUGUACUCCCAUCCCAGCCAGGUGAAAGUGCCGCCACCCGGAUCCAUCAUCCAAAUGGCACCAAUGCAGCCCAUGUACAACGGAUACGGAAUGGACUUCGAUGCAGCAAGUUCUGUCUCUGGGUAUAGAAGCUAUGCUUUGGAAUCUAAUGUGUUUUUUUUUUUUUUACAUGUUGCAGUGCGCAGUGGCUACCGCAUACAGGCCAACCAGCAGGAUGAUUCCAUGAGGGUCCUUUACUACAUGGAGAAGGAGCUGGCAAAUUUCGACCCAACCAGACCAGGAGCCCCUGGCGGUAGAUUUGAAAAUGUCAUGAGUGAGGUGAGCUCUUUACAUGAGGAAGAUCAGAGAAACAAUCUCAGGAACGGUCUGGAUCGCUUGCGCAACCAAGGCAUGUCUCCCAUCCGGGAUAUGGAGGAGGAAAGCCUCCUGGGAAGUGACUACCGUCGCCCUCCGAUUCCUCGACAGGGCCCUUAUGACGAUAGAUUCCAUCAUGGCCCACCAAUGGAGAGACGUGGCCGUACCCGCUCUGUAGACGACCUGGACGAGUAUGACAGACGAGACCGACCUUAUCGCGAUUCUCCCUCUGAGGGUCGAAGCCGAGGAAGACGCAAUUCCGAUGACGACAACAGCAGCCGAGGAUACGGUCGAGGUAAGGACGGGCGCUCUCCUGAUCCCCGUGACGAUUACUAUGGAGGUAAAAGAAGCCGCAGCAGAGAUGACCUCCAAGAUGUGGGCCGCCGCCGACAAGACCCAGCGUAUGAUGAUCGGUUCCUUGAUGAGGUUUUGCGCAGGAAGCAACAGCAGAAAGCCGGAAGCCGUGAUGGUCUAGACAGCAUCGCCAAUUCUUCCCGCUCAGAUGGCAGAAGGAACCGCCAUGACGACGACGACUUUCCACCGCCACCUCCUCCGUAUACGGAAACCGAAUCAGUCUCCUCUCGAGGGAAGAAGAUGAAAAGGGUGAGUCAGUUUUAA
This is a messenger RNA of Staurois parvus, 1695 nucleotides long. The record is from the annotation of a GenBank genome assembly. NCBI's taxonomy places the organism in Eukaryota, Metazoa, Chordata, Amphibia, Anura, Ranidae.